UUUUAGCUAUCAUUGUCUGAAAUACGACAAAUUUAAAUAAAAUUAACGAAACCGAAAUAUUUUUUUUUAAAAUACAGUUGAACUACAUUACCCAUAAUGCGGCACCCAAUCGGUCGUCUUGUUAACCUCUCGCGGGCUUUGUUUUGAUAUGGCGGCAGGCUUCGAAACUUUUUGUCUGUUAUGUUUUUAUAACGCACAACUUCAUUCCAGUGACACCGCUUUUCGUCUAUGUUACAGUAAUCUGUCGUUCAAAUCCAGGAUUAGCUAGCCCUGCCUGGGACGGCGCGGCCAUCAUGUCAUCUCCAGUCGGGCUUCAGUUCUUACAGGCAGACUUCUUGGCCCGAUGGAUGCCAAGUAGCACCAGAGCCGGGGUGAUCCUUAACCCCCGUUCGGACUUGGCUGGCUCUUUGCGGCACACUUCUGCAGUAGGAUCCCCGUCCCUGAAGCCAGACGACUCCUUUGCCUCCGACUUCGCCCCUCUGCCUGCCUCGGCAGACAGCAGCUGCCUCGGCGUGGAUGGAUUUGCUGGAGGAGAGACGACUGGGACUGACAGGCCAGUGAACGAUCUGUCCUCCGUGCCUCUGAGAAAUUCAGAUGGAGAGUUGGAAAGUUUGGAUGAGAUGGCAAGCAAAUCACAAAAUCUGCCUGUAACGAUGAAACUAGAACAGUUGAGAAAAUGGCAGCAGCACAUGCAGGAGCAGCUAAAAGCCCAUCAGUUGGAGGAGCUGCUUCACCUACAGGAGGAGCAGCAAAGGUUGCUGGGAAUGAUGAAUGAAUCCCAGGACUGCACAGGAGGCACGUGGAACUCCACACAAGAUGAUCAGGAACAGCAUGUCGAUACGAGCCUUUGCCAUGCGCCUGAUGACGUGUUAAUACAAACUAAUGGUGUGGCUUUGACUGAGGACAACAACAGAACAGAAGAUAAAGACCUCCAAGACAGACCUAUUGGGGGUCAGAAGAAGACAUUUGAGGAGUUGUUGGAGGAGCAGCUGAGGCUGGAGGAGCAGAGGCUGAAAUUUGCCCAACAACAGCAGGGCCAAGAUGGGGCGGAAUCUGUACAAGCCCCUCCCAAGAGGGCUUUUUUGAAGCGAGGCGAGGGUCUCACAAGAUUUACCAACAAUCGCAAAGCCUUGUUACCAAAAUUGGAGGUGAAGAAGGACCCCAAACCACAACUCCAGGCCAGAGUAAUCUCCCGCAGCAACUCAGAGCCUGCAGCUCUCCAGAGAGGGAGCACAAAUGGUGUCCAGCGGCUUCCUGUCCAGCGUAAAACUGCAACACUAAACAAGGAAAACAGACUGAAAGAUCUCAGUCCCCCACCCCGGGACAUCAGUGCUGAGAACAAAGCAGCAUGGACAAAGUUUUUGGGUUGUCAUCAAAGACAGAACACUGAAAUAUCAGACUUGAUUCAAACUGACCCAGAGGUUAGACAGACCAAACAACUGGGGCAAGUAAAGGAGCAGAAUAAUAGGCGUGUGGGUCUGUCAACUCAGGCUACAAGUACCAAUACUCAGCCAAACCCUGUAACCAAACAGGUGGGCAUGGUAAGAGGGCCAGAGGAGAUGGAAAAUGAUGCAGCUAGAGAGAAAAGUUGUGGGUCAAGACGGGAAUCAGCAGAAGGAGGAACAGGAUCAGAGGGAGGAGAUGGAGUUCCACAGGACUCGUUUGAAUUGUCGUUCCAGGAGAAGCUCCAACGUUGGGAGCACGACCGGCAGUUGGAAAGCGUGGAGCUCGGAGAGUUUGAGCUGCUGGAGCAAGCAGCUGAGGAGCUGUCCUUCUCAUCCAACUCCUCCUUUGUUAUGAAGGUUCUUCAGAUGGACCGACUGCAGGCUGCCAGGGGGCUCCACACACGACGGCUCUCUUCCACUCCCAUUAAGUCACCUCCCAGAGGUGCAGUUCAUAGGUGCAGUAGUGUUGGUAGUAGUGGUGUUGUGGCAUGUAAAAGCAGUUCCACGAACUUUAAUGGGUUUCUGGUAAGAGACCAUACAGUCAAGAACAAAGUGAGCACUGAGGAUGAGGAGGAACAUGACAGUGGGAGUGAAGACAGGCAAAGGAACUCUGAUGUUUCAUCCUGUGGCGUCUCUGAAAUUGACGACCAGGAAGUGGUGGUCGAACCACCUUUGUUUCCUAGCACUCUUUGCUUCCCUGCACAGCCUAACCCGCCAUACGACAAGCGGUCCUAUCAGGAUGGGGACACUUCAGAUGAGACACAAGUUGACGAUGGGGAGAGCGACAGUGUACUCAGCUAUGCCGACGAGUCCACUUUAAUAGAGGACAAAGACGGGCAGCAGAACAGGGUUGUGUUUGAUGACAACGACACAUGGAACGAACUGGAGGACACUGCAGUCAGUGCAGCCAAUGAAAUUACAAGACUUCCAAAAUUAACAGCCAUUGGAAUCUCCCCACCAGAGCGGACUCUGCUGAGGAAGGUAGCAGUAAGCAAAAUUGUGGGGGUGGAUAAGAGCACAGGUAUCGGUUCAGCUCAUCAGGAGCCAGAUCCUCCUCCUCCUGCCUCCCAGCUCAUGACAAAGUUGUUCCCUUCCCUGAAGCCAAAGGCCCAGAAUGCACCUCUUCCUCCUCCUCCUCCUCCUGCUGCUGCUGCUGCUGCUUCUGUAUCUCCUGAAUCCAAAAUGCCAGAGGUGGAGACAGGCCAGCAGGUCCAGUCUAGACUGCUGAGGGAGAGACUGGUUGAGCUGGAGAUUGAGAUUGAGAGAUUCAAGAAGGAGAACGCUGCCCUUACCAAACUCAGACAAGAGAACGAGAAAAACCAGGAGAAUCUCAGAAAAGAGCGCUUGGAGUUUGAACAGAUGAAAGCAGAAGAGUUGGUCAAGUUUGAAGAGUACAAGAAAGAGGAGAACAGGAAGUUGCAGAAGGAACGCAAACUGUUUGAGAGGCACGCCGCGGUGGCCAGAGCCAUGCCCGACAAGAAGGAACGAGAGGAAAUCCAGGCAUUGAAGCAGCAGCUAAGCUCCCUGCAGGAAGAGCUGAGGGGGAGGGAGAGUCGCUGGUCAUCCACACACACCCGGCUGCGGCAACAGAUCGACUCCCUCAGGCAGGAGAACGCCGCUCUCCGAGACGAGAUUCAUUUGUUGGAAAAGCUCCGCCUCAGUGCCUUGAAGAAGAGCCCCGUCAGUGCAGAGAAGGACAAGGAAGUGAAAGACGGUCCCAAAAUAUCAGAAAACAGUGUGCCAUCUGUGACUAAAGGAGUGAAAUUUGCUAGUCCUCUUGACUCCAGAGGAAGCAGCAGCAGCAUCCCUCCACAGAAUAGCACUGCUGUGACCACUAUAAGAAGCUCCAAGGAUAACAGUCAGGGUGCUACAGCAGGGAUAAAGAGCAGCCUGAGGAAGCCAGCAGGGCCAGGCUCCUCUUCCUCAUCCUCCUCUUCUUCCUCACUGCCCAGCAGGAGGACAGAGGAGAGGUCAGCACCCGCCAGCAAGAAUCAGGACAAACCGCCAAGCGAAGAAAACUCACACAGCUGCUCUCCGAAAAGAGAUUCUCUGCCAAAAGAACCAGAGUGCGGUGAGGCUGAAGAGCCACAAUCAGCUCAGGAGGUUAUCACACACCCUGAUGGGAAGAUAGAGAAGGUUCUGACCGGUGGUGACCGCCUUAUAACGUUCCCCAACGGGACCAGGAAGGAGGUUUCAGCAGAUGGACUGACAGUCAAAGUCACCUUUUUCAACGGAGACACCAAACAGAUCACGGCCGACCAGAGAGUGAUCUACUACUACGCUGAAGCCCAGACGACACACAUCACCUACCCAGAUGGCAUGGAGGUCCUGCACUUCCCCAACAACCAGACUGAAAAGCAUUUCCCAGAUGGCCGCAAGGAAAUCAUUUUCCCAGACCAGACUGUCAAGAACCUGUUCCCCAACGGCAGGGAGGAGAGCGUGCUGACAGACGGGACCAUCAUACAAGUCAACCCGGACGGCACAAAGGAGAUCCAUUUCAACACAGGCCAGAAGGAGACCCACACGGCCGAAUACAAGAGGAGGGAGUAUCCAGACGGAACCGUGAAGACGGUCUACGCCGAUGGCAGGCAGGAAACGCGCUACCCCACCGGACGGCUCAGGAUCAAAGACAAAGAUGGCAAUGUAAUUGUGGACAACAGGAUGUAGAAACACGGUAUCUGUAAGGAUCCUGAGGAUAACUUCAGUAACACCAUGAUUCCUGCUCUACAGGGAGGUCAGAGGCUAACUGGUUGGGAUUUAGUUCUUUUCUAUUUCAGCUCACUUCUUAGUACUUCUGCAUGCUGCCAAAAUCAGAGCCAAAUUUACAGCUGACAAUCCACAGUAAAUGAGAUUUAUUUGAAAGAGGGCAAGCUGAUUCUCCUGCUCGUUAGAACUCUUAAUGAGCUCCUGCCAAGGUGGUUUCAUAUCUCCUGGCUCAGUUUGAAGGGGCGGGCAGGUAUUCAAACAGAUUGUGUUUGUGAUGACACGGUCAGUACCAAACCCUGGAGCAAGCUUACCUAAAUGGAAUUCAGCUGUUUUUUUUGGCUUGUAGUUUUUAUUUGUACAUCUGCAUUUCCUGUUCCCAUUCCCUGUCAAAUUAGCUGUUGUGAAAAAAGGGUGGAUAGGAAUGAGAGUGAUGUAGAUGUCCAAUCAAACACUUUGUCCAAAAUUUACUCUAUAGUGAUACAAAAAGCAGCUAAGCUUGUAAACACAAGCUGCAAUAGCUAACAUACUAACAACAGCAGCUAAAUGUUCAGUCGUGCAUUAUCAUAAACACUAUUUCCUGAAUGAGAAGUAAAGCACAUUCACACUAGCUGGACAUUAGAGAGCCUUGAGACUUUGUGUGUUGAAGCUGAAUCAGACUGAAUUUUUGUAAACUUGCAGUCCACCUGGAGAUUAGCAAUGUGCCAACAAAGUAAUUUUUUUCUUUACUGCUGUAAAGAAUGCAGGUUUCAAACAUUUGAGGCAUAGUCAUUGGACUUCAGGAUACACACGUUUUGUCAACAGGAACUUUGUUGGCGGGAUCAGUGAUGCAAAGGAUGUUUCAUGUCAAAAAAAGGUAUCUGAAGUUUUGCAGCGAAAUCCCUUAUUUAGUCUAAUAAGACACUUUGUUUAUGACCAGGACAUUUUUGGCUAAUGAUCUACCACCAGACUUCAUUCAGUCCUACAAAUCUGAAUAAUUUAACAAUAACGUACAAAGUACAUUUUCAUUAAAGUCCUGGAAAUUAUGAAAUGCUCUGCAGAACCAAAAUGUCACCUGUGUGUGAAAGUCAAGCAGGAAUAUAUCCUUAUUGUGUGUGCAGUGCUUUGGGUUUUAAGUGUUUACAUCAGUUUUAAUUUGUAAAUAUGUUAAAUGCAUAUUUAUGUUCUUAGAUGAUUAUAUAUUUUUUGUAAAAUAAAUUUUAACUUUUUUUUUUAUAAAUUUAGAAUCAUGAAUCUUUUUCUGAAUGAAUCUGUUUUCUUAAUUAUUGUGAAAGUGUACCUCUGCAGGAGAACUCGGCAUGAUAGCCUGCGUAUCAAAGUGUGUGUGUGUG
Messenger RNA from Scatophagus argus, 5479 nucleotides. RefSeq names its product centromere protein J (gene cpap). The record is from RefSeq and is a predicted model, not a curated record. The coding region runs from base 294 to 4112 and encodes 1272 amino acids. The transcript has 18 exons. Gene Ontology annotation, biological process: cilium assembly; centriole elongation. Lineage: Eukaryota; Metazoa; Chordata; Actinopteri; Scatophagidae. Gene Ontology annotation, cellular component: nucleus; centrosome; centriole. Gene Ontology annotation, molecular function: tubulin binding.